GACAACUUGAGCUUUCGGUCAUUUCCAAACCUCGUUCAUCUCAAUCUCUGUGUCAACAUUCUCACUGGAACCAUCCCAGCACAUAUCGGCACUCUUCACAAACUCAUGUCCCUUGAUUUGUCUGCAAAUAAAAUAAGUGGAUCAAUACCUGUCGAAAUAGGGAAUCUUGUGAAUUUGAAUGAGCUAGACUUGUCCAUUAACCAUCUAGAUGGUUCCAUCCCUUCCACUUUAGGGAACUUGUCAAAGCUUUCCAUCUUGUACCUGGACCAAAAUCGAAUCUCUGGCUCCUUUCCUCCACAAAUUGGGAAUCUACAAGAUCUGGUUAAGUUGUCAUUGUUCCAAAACAAUCUGACUGGUCCAAUUCCUCCUGCUUUGGGUAAUUUGACCAUGCUCACAAUUGUGUAUUUGUCUAUAAAUCAGAUUUCAGGUACAAUUCCUGCAGAAUUAGGGAAUCUCAAGAAUUUGAUUGAGUUGACGUUGCAACGAAACAAUCUGACUGGUCCGAUUCCUCCUGCUUUGGGUAAUUUGAGAAACCUUACACUGUUGUUCCUCUACAGCAAUCAAAUUUCUGGUUCAAUUCCUCCACAAUUUGGGAAUUUAAUGAAUCUCGACCUUCUUGAUCUGUCCAAUAAUACUCUAACAGGUUCUAUCCCUUCCACUUUAGGGAACUUGACAAAGCUGACAGUCCUCCACCUCUUUCAAAAUCAAAUUUCUGGUUCUAUUCCUCCAAAACUUGCGAAUUUAAUGAGUCUCAAUAAGCUAUCAUUGUAUAAUAACAAUCUGAGUGGUUCGAUCCCUCCUGCUUUGGGUAAUUUGUCCAUGCUCACAAUUUUGUAUUUGUCUAUAAAUCAGAUUUCAGGUACAAUUCCUGCAGAAUUAGGUAAUCUCAAGAAUUUGAUUGAGUUGACGUUGCAUCGAAACAAUCUGACUGGUCCGAUUCCUCCUGCUUUGGGUAAUUUGAGAAACCUUACACUGUUGUUCCUCUACAGCAAUCAAAUUUCUGGUUCAAUUCCUCCACAAUUUGGGAAUUUAAUGAAUCUCGACCUUCUUGAUCUGUCCAAUAAUACUCUAACAGGUUCUAUCCCUUCCACUUUAGGGAACUUGACAAAGCUGACAGUCCUCUACCUCUUUCAAAAUCAAAUUUCUGGUUCUAUUCCUCCAGAACUUGGGAAUUUAAUGAGUCUCAAUAACCUAUCAUUGUAUAAUAACAAUCUGAGUGGUUCGAUCCCUCCUGCUUUGGGUAAUUUGUCCAUGCUCACAAUUUUGUAUUUAUCCAAAAAUCAGUUUUCAGGCACAAUUCCUGCAGAAUUAGGGAAUCUCAAGAAUUUGGUUGAGCUGUCGUUGUACCAAAACAAUCUGACUGGUCAGAUGCCUCCUGCUUUGGGUAAUUUCAGAAACCUUACAAUUUUGUCUCUCUACAGCAACCAAAUUUCUGGUUCAAUUCCUCCACAAUUUGGGAAUUUAAUGAAUCUCGACCUUCUUGAUCUGUCCAAUAAUACUCUAACAGGUUCUAUCCCUUCCACUUUAGGGAACUUGACAAAGCUAACAGUCCUCAACCUCUUUCAAAAUCAAAUUUCUGGUUCUAUUCCACCAGAAAUAGGGAAUCUGGUUAAUCUCAAGGUGCUGGACAUGUCCUAUAGCCUUCUAACAGGUUCUAUCCCUUCCACUAUAGGGAACUUUAAAAAGCUUACUCUUUUGUCCCUUGGUGACUGUCAACUAUCUGGUUCCUUGCCUCAAGAAAUGAGAAACAUGACAAAUCUUUCUAAACUCUACUUGGGUGACAACAACUUCUCCGGCCAUUUACCUCAGUUAUGCCAUGGUGGGUCUCUUCAAUUCUUCACUGCUUUCAACAACCAUUUCACCGGUGACAUCCCAAGAAGCUUCAGAAACUGCACUAGCUUAACAAGAGUGCGACUCAAUGGAAACCGACUUGCUGCAAACAUAUCAGAAGCCUUUGGUGUAUACCCGCAUCUCAUAUUCAUGGACAUCAGUGACAACAUGUUUUUUGGUGAACUCUCAGCAAACUGGGGAGAAUGCCAAAAUUUGACAAUGCUGCAAUUCUCUAGGAACAUGAUCACUGGUAGAAUUCCUCCUGAGAUUGGGCAGUUGAGGCAGCUAGGAGUGCUCGGUCUUUCUUCAAACCAACUAGUAGGAGAGAUUCCAAAGGAAUUUGGGAGGCUGAUUUCUUUGUUCAACUUGACAUUAAAUGAAAACCAGCUUUCUGGUCAGUUACCCCAAGAGAUUGGAAAACUAUCCAAUUUGGAGAUUCUUGACUUGUCAAUGAAUCACCUAAGUGGUGCAAUACCACCUCAAUUAGGGAAUUGCUCCAAACUCCACUAUCUGAAAUUGAGCCAAAAUGUUUUGAAUGGAAGCAUUCCUUUUCAGAUCGGUAACCUAGUAUACCUACAAGGCUUACUAGAUCUAAGUCAUAACUCCCUCAAUGGACAUAUAUCACCACAACUUGCAAAAUUGGUUUUGCUGGAAAAUUUAAAUCUCUCCCACAACAUGAUGUCAGGCUCCAUUCCGCCUACUUUUCAAGAGAUGGUCAGCUUGCAAUCUAUAGAUUUUUCAUACAAUUCUUUGGAAGGUCAUGUUCCCAACAGCAAAAGCUUUCAAAAGGCUCCUGCAGAGGCAUUUAUAAAUAAUAAGGGCUUGUGUGGUGAAGUGCAAGGUUUGCAACCUUGCAAUGCCUCUUCAAAAAGCCACAGCGAUGCGAAGAAAGGCCAUAGAGUUGUGAUCCUCAUUAUUCUUCCACUCUUGGUGGCCUUGUUUCUUUUAUUUGUAAUCAUUGGCAUUUCUUCCAUUUGCUACCAAAGGGGAAGAAAUAUAGAAAAAGGGGUUCUUGAGACGAGCAUCAGAAAUCCAUUUUCAGUAUGGAAUUAUGAUGGAAUUGCUGUGUUCGAAGACAUUGUGGAGGCAACAGAGGGUUUUGAUGAUAAAUACUGCAUCGGAAUUGGAGGGUAUGGACAAGUUUACAAAGCAAAUCUACCAAUGGGUCAGGUAGUAGCUGUGAAGAAACUUCACCCACUCGAAGGAGGGGAUCAAUCUGAUCAAAGAAGUUUUAGAAAUGAGAUACAAGCAUUAACCGAAAUCCGCCAUCGCAACAUAGUGAAGCUUUAUGGCUUUUGCUCCCAUGCUCGAUGCUCAUUUCUCGUCUAUGAGUACAUGGAAAGGGGAAGCUUGGCAAGCAUCCUAAGCAACAAUGAAGGAGCUGCGCAGUUAGACUGGACUCUAAGGGUGAAGAUUAUUAAAGGUGUGGCCCAUGCUUUAUCUUACAUGCACCAUGAUUGCACCCUGCCGAUUGUCCAUCGAGACCUAUCAAGCAACAACGUUCUGUUGAAUUCAGAACUUGAGGCCAGUGUCUCUGAUUUUGGCACUGCACGAUUGCUAAUACCUGAUUCAUCCAAUUGGACUACGCUUGCAGGCACUUACGGAUACCUUGCUCCAGAGCUUGCAUAUACAAUGAGGGUGACUGAGAAAUGCGACGUCUAUAGCUUUGGUGUUGUGGCACUUGAAGUGAUGAUGGGAAGGCAUCCUGGGGAGCUCAUCUCCUCUUUGCCAUCACCAAAUAGAGAAGAUAUACUGCUAAAGGAUAUGUUGGACCAACGUCUCUCCGAUCCGAUGGCAGAGGUUGCACAGGAAGUCAUAUUUGCAGUGUCCAUGGCCCUUGCAUGCAUUCGGCCGGAUCCAAACUUUCGGCCAACCAUGCACCACGUGGCUCAGGAGCUAUCUGUUGGUGGGCCUUCUUUCUCUCUAGAGCCAUUCCAUGCACUUACAUUUCAUGAACUAAUGGAUCUCAAGGUAUCAUUGGGUGUAUGAAAAUUAGUGAGGUUGUGGGCAUGUAGUGGCAAGAACAUUAUUGUUGUGUGUCUAUUGUAUGAAAAUAAUCAAUCACGGAGGUGUUUUUCUUGUUAUGACGCGUACAUAGUUCAGUGUGUGGAAUUGAUGUUUAUAUAGAAUAUAUAUUUCUAGGAUUGGUGAUAAAAAUCCAAUUGUAAUAAAAGUAGGUUGAAAGAAUAAAGAUGUUUUCUUGUUUGGUGGUUA
This is a messenger RNA of Magnolia sinica, 4044 nucleotides long. Its product is annotated as probable leucine-rich repeat receptor-like protein kinase At1g35710. Bases 106 to 3819 code for a protein of 1237 amino acids. The transcript is spliced from 2 exons. NCBI's taxonomy places the organism in Eukaryota, Viridiplantae, Streptophyta, Magnoliopsida, Magnoliales, Magnoliaceae. Gene Ontology annotation, molecular function: protein kinase activity; protein binding; ATP binding. Gene Ontology annotation, biological process: protein phosphorylation. The record is from RefSeq and is a predicted model, not a curated record.